CUGUUCACUACUACUACUUACUUCAUUUUGCCAUUUCCAACCUGAGUAAUAUAAUCACCUCCAUUUUUCAUCUCUUUCCACUAUUUCUGCGUUUGUGGGCUACUCUUGCCAUCUCGCUCUAUAUCCACACAUCAUUUUUUGAAGCGCGUCCCAGCUGGGUGUCGUCACCGCCUACUUUCUCCGAUAACUGGCUGCCUCUUCCCCGCCAAGAACACAUAUCAUCUUGGGAGUCUGUCCUCUUCCCCAUCAUCAUCAGCAUCAGCAUCAUCACUCUUCAAAUCAUUCACGUCUUCUAAGAUAUACAGAGACGAACACAACCACGCGUUGUGUGAGAGGCGUCUCCAUCUGCUCUGGAUGUUCGUCAGUGUCAGCUGACAAUCCAAGAUAACAAGUCGGCAUGUUGGCUGUACGUAGCCCGAUGGAUGCCUUCCAAAAAUCAACAUCAUUCGGCGGAGAGAGGGAAAAUUCGAUGCGUCAACCGUCCGCCGAGGAUCUUGAUGCUGCUCAUCAACUUGUCUCCUCAGCACGCGGUGAACGUCAUGGCUCAAACCUCACCCAUGAUGGUCACAACAGCGAACCCUCUCCUGAGCAGACUCACUUACGGGUCAGUCCUCGUCCAGAUAUCGCCCAUAGUCCACAACCCAUGAGUGAGAACGCGGAUCAGGUCGAAGAUACUAGUGGCCUGGGCCAGAUCUGCAGUAACUGCGGAACCACCAAGACACCUCUGUGGCGACGCUCACCGACGGGGACCACCAUUUGUAAUGCGUGCGGCCUAUACCAAAAAACUAGGAACACCCCGCGUCCCUCCAGCUUCAAAAGACCGGCUUCGGUUGCUCCCACCGAUAGCCCACGCCAAAGAACCGAAACAUCACCUGCUGCUGCCGCAUCACCGCCAGUCCUGAGCCAGGGCCCAUCAUCAAGUAUUCCCUAUAGGGUCCCCGAACAUACGCCGGGGUCUUGUCCUGGUGGAGGAAACUGUAAUGGCGCCGGCGGUGCGGAAGGGUGUGGCGGGUGCCCGGCCUACAACAACAGAGUUGCAAGGGCAACAAAUGUGCCCGCGGCGACAAACCCUACCACGAACGACGAGAGCGAUGCCCAGAGUGCAGCCGGAUCAACAACAGGCAGUGUCCCUCCUUCCGUGGCCCCUGCAGCCCCAUCGAGCUCAGCAAAUACGUCAAUGCUGGUCGCCUGUAAGAACUGCGGUACCACGGUAACUCCGCUUUGGCGUCGAGACGAACUUGGUCACCCGAUCUGUAAUGCUUGUGGCUUGUACCACAAACUUCACGGAUCUCAUCGACCAGUGCAAAUGAAGAAGUCGACGAUCAAGAGGAGGAAGCGCGUUGUCCCAGCGUACCCAGAUGCUAGCCGACCAGAGGGGAGUGGUACAGUCGCCGGCACGUCAUCUAUUUCACCCGAACCACCCUCGCCAGAACUUGAGGAGAUGCAAGAUUCAACACCAAGCACUCCAGCGUCAAAACGGAAACGGCUGCCUCCAACCGUUGAUUAUACUGGCUACAUACCCGAGAGUAGUGCCUCUAUCAGACAACCAUCCCCACACAAACACGCUGAGGAUUUUGCCGUGCAAGCGCAACUCGCGGCCGCCGCAGCUGAAGGAAUGCAGCUUGACCCUGCCUUGGUCAACACCCCGCAUCGCCAUCGCGGCAUAGAAUUACCGCCCAUACGAGAACUUCAACGGUCAAUUGAGACAUCCACGCCCCCGCAUUUACGUGGGGAUCGACGGGCGCAGUUGAUGAGGGAAGCCGAAGAGAUGAGAGCGGCAUUACGAGCCAAGGAACGCGAAAUUGAUGAUCUGAGAUGACCCGAUGCAAUAUGAACGAACCAUGGGGAAAAGAAGCAUGGGAGAUUAUGGAACACUGCGAAACAUUGGCGACGGAUCUUCUCUGAGCAUUCUCAGACUUACUUUUGUUUGAUGGUGGGACGAUUGUCUAUUUUGUUUUCACCCAUUCAUUGUCGAUUUGACGAAAAAACGCAACAAAGCAUGGCGCUGGUCGGCACUUGUGCAUAUCUCCCCCAAGGAAGGAAAUGGUCUUCCUGUGGGGGAGUUGGAGCGUCACUCGCCUGGAAGACAUGGACACGGACAUGGAAAGCGAGUUGUCGAAGGUUUAGGUUCGCAUUCGCAUUCGGUCUACGCAACUACCUUUGUAGAAAACGUCGUUUAUGUCAAACAAUCCAAAAAUUUUGUGACC
Messenger RNA from Exophiala mesophila, 2207 nucleotides. RefSeq lists its product as uncharacterized. The record is from RefSeq and is a predicted model, not a curated record. Gene Ontology annotation, biological process: positive regulation of transcription by RNA polymerase II; negative regulation of transcription by RNA polymerase II. The transcript is spliced from 2 exons. The coding region runs from base 398 to 1819 and encodes 473 amino acids. NCBI's taxonomy places the organism in Eukaryota, Fungi, Ascomycota, Eurotiomycetes, Chaetothyriales, Herpotrichiellaceae. Gene Ontology annotation, molecular function: DNA-binding transcription factor activity, RNA polymerase II-specific; zinc ion binding; RNA polymerase II cis-regulatory region sequence-specific DNA binding.